Messenger RNA from Plodia interpunctella (Indianmeal moth), 9637 nucleotides. RefSeq lists its product as uncharacterized. Bases 335 to 9037 code for a protein of 2900 amino acids. Gene Ontology annotation, biological process: protein phosphorylation; double-strand break repair via nonhomologous end joining. The transcript has 56 exons. Gene Ontology annotation, molecular function: protein serine/threonine kinase activity. The record is from RefSeq and is a predicted model, not a curated record. Gene Ontology annotation, cellular component: nucleus. Lineage: Eukaryota; Metazoa; Arthropoda; Insecta; Lepidoptera; Pyralidae.
UAAAAGUUAUGUGAUCUUGAUGAGACUUGGCGUAUAUGUAAACGUACCAUAGCGUGAAAAUAAAAUGGAUGUUGGAAACACUUUUCUGUCAUUGUCAUUGAUGGACGUUGUUUGACUUUGACAUAUUUAGACACCGGCCGCCUAUUUUCUUAUUUGCGCACUUUGUUUUCGCAUUCGCUUGCAUCGCAAAAGUUUAAAACAUACAAAAGUUAAAUUUUACGUCUUUUAUAUGGCUAAUAUAAUAAUAUAUCUGCUGUAAUAAUUCUUGCUGUUUGUAUCAGUCGUAUCACUACCAAGUUUUCUUUAAAUAGAAUCAUGGUUUCAGUUCAUCAGCAUGGAGAAAUGGGAGGUCCAAAUCCAAGGCUUCCCCGAAGCUCCGGAGCCACGGGUCUUCAUCAAAGCUCUCCAAAUGGCUUCCGAUGUGCUGAAAACUGACUUAGCUGACUUUGAAAUGGUGAGACUAUUCGAUACCCUACUCCAGUCCCCGGUGGACCUGCUGAAGACUGUACUAACGCACCACCAAGAAGAAGAGUGGUCGAACGCUGUAACUGAAUCGUACAAACUGAUCGGCUCUGUAGCUAAGAAGUAUCAACAUGUCUUGGAGCCCUAUUUUGAAAAUAUCGUGAAACUGUGUGAACUGGCGCAGCCGGCGCUGCCCCGGCGCGCGGCGCUGCGCUGCGCGCGCGCGCUGGCGCACGCGACGCCGCACGCGCCGCCGCACGCGCCGCGCCUGGCCGCAGAACUGGAGGCCGCAACCACUUGCAGGAGCGAAUUGGCUCUGUUAAUUGGUACUAUAUGCGAGUACCACCCGGAGGUACUGGAGCACCAGGUCCCCAGAAUCUGGAGGACGUACCUUAGUUUCCUCAGCAGCAGAGGGUUGACGGACAAAUUCACGUCAUCAUUGCUAGAGGGCGCUUCUGGACUUCUGUCUAGUUUCGGCGGGAGCCUGCCGGUCAAUGAACUCUGGCAGUUUUAUGAUGAUAUAAGGAGAUUGUUUGCAAAGUGCAUAAAUGUUUGUGUAUCCAUAUUGAGUCAUCACUCGUCGCUAUUCAAAGAACGCAUAGCGGAAGAUGCUGAACUUCGAGCCAUUUUGUGGUCGCGAGCGACACAAGAUGGCGUUGCGGACGCCUUGAUCGCCGUUUACAACGCCGUCGCCGAGGUUAAGAGAGACAAUAUGAUGGAAAUAAUAGAAAAGGAAGUGAUGCCUCAGCUGUGUAGUGAUAACAAUUUGUCAGCCCUGAGAGUGUUGUCGCAGUUUAAAGGUCGCGGGUUCGAUUCCCUGGAGAGCUGCGUGCAGAUCCAGCACUUGGAGUUCCUGCUGCGGUGCGGGCCGCUAGAACGCCACACUGCCGAUCUGAUCAUCUGGUAUAUUAGCAGUGGGCUGUCAGAAAGUUUGCGUUUGUCACAAACAGCUGUUUUAUUCCACCGCAACAUACCGCCGGCGAAGGUCGCCGACCUCGCCGCCGCCAUCUUGUCCAACCAGGUUGUUCGUGAGGAAACAAUAACAUUCUUAGCGUCAGAAUGCAGCCAGACUUCAAUCGACAGCGCAGAGUAUAUCCCUCUGUGGCAGCAGUUGUUCAACGGGAACACAACCGCACUGCGCGACUACAUGAGAUACAUAGCCGAUGUGAUGGAGUGUUGGCUUGAAGACGGGACGGAUGUUCUCCCAGAAAAACUGGCAUCGUUACUAAACCUAACCACCGACGUACUGUCCCUGCAAUCCGCAGACACGUCCACGGAUAUAUCAUCAGACUUAUCCGCGGAUCUGUUGAGCAGAUGUCUGAGAAGGUGUUUAGCCUCGGAACUGGUGUCAGUCGCUGCUGCUGUGUUGGAUGUUGGUGGGGGAAUGCGCGAUGACGUGUGGCCGUAUAUCAGUGUGGAGAGGUGUCGCGAUGAGAAAUUAAUGUGUGCGUGUUGCCUUCUGUUGCUACACGCGCCUAAUAAUUAUUCUGAUAAUGUGUUGAAAGCUUUACAGAUUAUAUUUUCGAGAAACGACGUGGAAGACACGACACUUUUAAAAGCGAUUAAAAAAAUGGAAUCUCUCAUUUCUGAUAAAGAACAUAACCUUGACGAUGUUGAUAUCAAUAAAACGAUAAGUUUAGUGAUAAAGUUACGAAAACGAAGCAAUAUGGCGGACAAGCACGCGCGGAUAUUGCAAAGACACGUCAUUAUGUUUUUAGGCAAAUACGGUAAUAAAAUCGAUGUAAACAAGAAUUGUGGUUGGGCUAGUGUUGUCACUUCUAAACUGAAAGAUACGAUAUAUUUAGGUUUACCACUUUUAGCUGGAGAUAAGAUAAAGAUAAAUUUGCAAGAAAUACUCAAAUUGGCCAUUGAAGACGAAGACUGCGAAGCCUUGUCGCAGCUUUUGAAGAUAAUAUGUGUUACUUUGGACUCACGUCGCGACCCCGCACUGCUGUCAACUAUGACAGUUAUAUCGGUGGCGCUGUGUCGCGCGGACGUCGCCACAGAUGUCGCGCGACACGCCAUGACAUAUUGCAACACGACGGCGGCUGCGCACGAGUUGUUCUCCUUGAUAAGCUCGGAGCAAUCUCCCGGAGUUAGAUUAAUGCUGUGCAGCUGUCUCCCGGCGAUGUCCGACGAGCUGACGGCAAGCGCUCUUGGCCGCGCACGCGCCAUGAUGGGUGCCCGCGGUGCAACAAAACUGGCUGGCUUAGAUUUGAUCGACGCAUUAAUACCAGCAAUCGAAGAUAAUCAUUCUAUUAUCACGUCGCAAUUAGCAUUUGUGCUCGAUGAUGUCUCGAAAUGUGAUUUAUACGACGCAAUAUCCACUUUCGAAAAAGCUAAAAGGUUAUUCAUUGAAAAAAUUGCACUGUUUGAUGAUAACAAUGUUGAUUUGUUAUUUAAAAUGUUGAUUAGUAAUAUAACCGUGGGUAAAGUUGAAGGAUUUAGUGUUAAAACUUAUGUGGUUAUGACAGAAGUGUGUGUACAGUUUACGAAAGAGAUUAAAUAUGAUAAAUUUGAUGAUUGGACCAUUGUGGACAUGAUAUUCGAGGUCGAAGAAAGGGAUUUGUAUAAGACUCUGUAUGUGCUAGCUGUUGUGAAAAAAAUAUAUAACUUCGAUUCGAGUUCUUGCAGUAAGAUUUUUAAUAAUUCUAUUUUGGAUGACGUCUACGGAUUCACGUAUACCGAAGAUUCGAACUUCGAAUUGGAAGCCGUUUUGGUUUUUAUAAAGGAAUAUGCUGACGUUCUAUUGGAGCAUAAUUAUGAGAAAACCAUACAACUUCUAGCUUUGAUUAUGCGAAAUAUAUCUCCUAAGCAGAUUAUAGACCACAGAGAAAGCCUGAAAAGUUGUCUAUCAAAAUACAAAAACACACUGAGAUAUUUUCCGAAAAUUCUAGAAAACAGUUUCGUAAUAUGGUUGAAAAACUUCUCUAUACCACAAAUACAGGAUAUUUUCAUUGAAGAAUCACAUUAUAUAAAUAUUAAAGCGUUGAAUAUAUAUUUAGAUGCCACAGAAUUUUAUCUACACAGCUUCAUGGACAAAUUGAAAAUGUGGCCGAAAUAUGCGCUGAGGAAAUACGCGGAUGGCGCCACGAGCGCCGAGCUGUCAUUUCUGACGGAUUGCCUGACAGUCGCUGUCAAAGUGACAGGGUUCGAUGUCAAACGAGUGCUUCUGGAGGGGAAGUCGAGCGGUGACUACGUCGGUGUGAAGUUUUGCGCGAAAUUCAUGAAGGCGUUUUUGGAUUCGAUUUUGAAAAAACCGUUUGUGUUGUUGAACGAUGACAUGGGAGAUUGCUGUUUUAUCUUGGACGACGUCGUCAAGUAUUGCAUCAAGAGGAAGUGUACCGACAAUUUGUAUUCACUAGUUUUGGACUUGGUGAACGAGAUCUGGCCAGUGUACGAAGCAAAAACGAAUUUCCAACAAAAAUACCAAUUGUUGUACAAUAUGUCUCUGCUCCCGAAGACACUCGGCCGGGAAUCGAACCCGCUAAUGUGGGCGGCCUCGCAAUUCGACGCACCGGACAACAGGGAGAAUAGUGCGAGGCUGCUUGUCAUUCUGCCCGGCGGGGAUGCAUUUGUUGAUUGUCACGCGAAAUUCGGCGCGAACUGUCUCGGCGCUUCGCUAUCUGAGUGCCCGGCCGCCACACUGCGGGCGCUAUAUGACGCCCUGGCGGCCAGACCGAGCGCGUCGCUGCUCAAAAUGGCGUGUGUCCUCGCUGACACUGACGAAGACAUUGAAGAGAAGUGGUGGGACAAAGCCAUGGACGCGUGUUGCGCCUCGAUAGCCCAAUGCGGCGACUUCGACGCGUGCGACAAACUACUAGCGUUCACCGUCGGCAGUUUGUCGCUCGGCGCGUGUCGCCGGCUCAUGUUGCCGCUUCUGAGGUACUCAACGGCCUCAAAAUGCGAACAGUUCUACUCUCGCCACAUCAAGUCUCUGUUGUCCAGCCUGAGCCAGGAGCCACGUGACCCCGGGGCCGCAGACAAAUAUCGGCAGUGUAUCGUCGAGAGGACUAGAGCUUUGUUACUCUUGGAAGUGGCUUUUGAGAAGAUACCUCUGUCUAGUCUGGAGUCCCCUCAGUCUGCACUUUAUCAGCACAUGGAGCCCAGACCUGAUACAACUAAUUACCUCACUUGGACCGUGUGCAAACUGUGUGUCACGCUGAGGAGGAAGGUAGGGAGAGAAGAUAUUCAGGACGUAUUCAGACGCUACCAGUGCGCCAUCUACAGUUGCCUAUGCGCAGCCAUUUGCAAAUCCAAGCCUGCGGUGAAGUAUUACAGUUUGCUAUUGGGGCCAGACGCUUGGGACAAGAUUGACGAUCCCAAACUUACAUACAACAUUCCUAUUAUCAAGAGACGUCGCAAGACCCGACAUUGCGUGUCGGUAGCGGUGACCCCCUCACCCGGCACCAGCACCAGCACCAGCACCAGCACGGCCACCGGCAUAUUCCUGAGAACACUCUCCGAGCAUGCGCACAAGUUUGACUUGUACCCGAGGGAGCCGGAGCAGCUGGAAACCCUAACAUACUGGCGCGACGACCCAUCCGUACCGGAAACAUCGAUACCCCACCUGCAGACUACCAUAAACGCCCUUAUUACCGAGGCCAUAGAGUCCAGAGAUUUCUUACAGAUUUUAGACAGUUUUCUAGAAGUGUACGCUAAAUAUGUGACGGUUGAUUGGAGUAUAAUCGAAACUCACAUUAAACAUCGAACGUCCAAAUGUUUACCAGUUGUUCAAAAAUUACUAAAAAAUAAAAUCGAUUUACCGCAAUUGGUUCAGACGUUUCUUCAAAUAGACUUAAAAGUUUGGCUCGAAGAUGUCAAAAUGGCCGAAUGCUUCGGCGCUGCUCUGUCGUGUGAGAGGGAGAGGGACAGCGCUAUAAGCAGCUUCAGGGAUAUGUUGAAAAGGGUGAAACAGAGCGAGUCUUACAUAAAAUUAUUGUAUUAUGUACAAUUGGGAUGUCAAGACGUGUGUGAUGAGGCGAAUUUCAGACAAGUCACGGACCAAACGCGCAAAUUGCCGAAAACACUGCAAAACAAAUGCCUGCACAUCCUCUCGAUAUACUUGUCACGGCAGCCCAUAGACUACCGCACGCCUAUGUUCGAAACCAUAGAGCUGAGCGAGUUCCUGACCAUAGAUAAUGUAGAAGCUUUAGAUCUAGUCGCUAACGGGUUGCGAUUGAUGGAAGAUGGUUUUAAAAGGAGGGUAGUUAGACAAGCCUUGGAAUAUUGCGACCACUCAAUGGAAAGGGUGCGGAAAGCUGCUUUUAAAGUUGCCGCGAAAGCUUUUGAGGAACUUUUCCACCACACAAACCAGGGAGAUGGCGAGCCGUCAGCAAAAAGGUUAAAACGAGCGAAUGUCGCUCUACUGAACAUUGCAAGCGAAAAUGACCCUUAUAUACUCAAUGUGGUGUCCAAAGUGGCUGCCGGCGUGACGUCACGCAACGAUGACGUGCACAGCGUUGUCAGGAGCGUGCUCAGCAAGGAUCCGAGGGAGAGAUUAGUUGAAUGCCUUGCCCUGCUCAUUGUUGGCAACAUAAAAGAUCUGGCUGCGUGUGCGCAGAUAUUAGACGUGUAUUUUGCUGAGCUGCGUAGCAACGAACAUUUUCUUAUGACCAAGUUGAGGGACGAACCUUUGGCACCGAUAGAACCAACCAAGACAUGGAAGUUUCUGACUGACGCUAGAUCGCGUCGCGGCACACUACUCAGCUACCGCGCCAGCGCUACGAGACGGCGGCCGAGAACUACUGAUGUUAAAUCAUCAGUUAUAGACGUGGUAGUAUCUCUGGACAGCAUAUUGGAAGAACUAAUACAAUUUGCCAAGCGCCAACCCCUCGCGGGCGCGGCGCUGCUGCUGCAGCUGCGGCGGGCGGGCGGGGGCCGAGCGCCGCCCGCCGCCGUCCGCGCGCCGCUGCACGUGCAGCUGGCGAGACUCGCGCCCGAUGGGUUUGAACCUGGAUUUGAAGAAGCCGUUCGUCGCCUCACAGAACUAUCUUCCGGAUCCGAUGACGCGGACCUGAUCCACUGUUUAUAUGAAGAAGUGCUCAUGAGGAAGGGCAUUGAGAUAUUCGAGCUAAGGUCAGCCCCGAUGCCUGACCGUGACGAUAUCACUAUGGAAAAUAACAGCUUUUCUAUUCAAGAAUUGACCUCGUGUUUCGGCCGACUGUCAAACUGGAACGACCUCACUAUACAACAGAGGGUGACCGCAAUACCCGGCCUUCCGAUGUUGUGGACCGACGAAGCUAGUUUCAAGGCAUCUCUAGUGGAUUUCAAAGAUUCGGGGCUAACCAACACAUGGUUCGGCAGAUUACUGUCGUCAUAUAGAGGCGAGACGAGGGACAGCGCACGUUGGCUCAGCGAUGUCACGCAAUGGCCGAGGAAACAAUUCGAUGAAUCUGCUGUGGCCGAAGCUCUGUCAUGGCAGUUGGACGAUGAACCUUGGAACUGCGAAAUAUCACCCAAAGAUUGUUUAGUAAAAAUAUCUGCUAGACUCAUGAUAAGAGCGUUGCAUGCAAGCGAAAGGGAAGCGGCAUACCCGUCUCGCUCCAACGAAUUGCGGUGGUGUAUAAGAGCGAGCGAGAUGGGACUACACCGUGCGGUAUUGCAGUGUUGCCAUAGAAAUAAAAUUGGCGAUUUGCAAAACGAAGAAAAGCUAUCGUGGCAUCAUCAAAAAUUGUUAAGCCUCAGAGGGAUGGCGCUCGAGCGAAACGAUAGAAAUCUAUUGAGAGAAGCUUUACACACAGCAGUGGAUUUGAUAUCAAAUUUCACGGAACAUACGACAGCCUCUAUUGACAUCUACAAGCAAGUGUUUCUAUUGAGACAGGAUUUGAAUGAGCUUACCACACACGAUGUAGAUAAUAUAAUGAAAAAUAUAAAUACUCCAAUGGACAAUAGAAUACUAUUUAAGAGUAAAUCUGUAUUGACAUCAAUAUAUGAGUUAGCUUUAGUACAUUAUGACAAACAAUGGUCUGUGGCAACACAAGAUGAAGUGAUAAAAAACCUAGCGUUCACCUUAUAUAACAUGAGAGAAUCGAAUCUAGGACCGAAUGACAGACAGCUGGCUCUGCUACUCAACAGACUUAAGGGGUAUACCGCGAAAAGGAUUACAGAUGUUGAUGUUACUAAUAAUAUUUUGAAAGUACUCGAACCUCACACGCAAUACGACGACACGACAAAGACGCACAUAUCGUCCGUCCUUCACACGCUCGGGCGCCGGUGUUCGGCCGAGUUCGGCCAGCAUCGUCAGCUGUUCGCCACGAUCAGGGAUGUCGGUUACUGCUUGUCGGGAUACUGUGAGCUUCUGGCCAAAGCUGUUGCCAAGAAAGAACUAUGGAGUGAAACCUUCACGAAAAUCAGGAAUAUGAUGGAAAACCCCCACGUCGGCUCCGACUACCACCUGCUGACCGCUCAGACGACCAAGCUGUAUGCGAUAGCUGAUUUUGAUUUAACGACACAGGAGCAUAAGACAGAAGUGCUCCGAUCUGUGAUGAUUUCACUGAAUCUCCCGGCUAAAUCCACUCUGCGCGUGUCCCAGUUGUGUCCGGCUUUGGCCAAGACAGAGUUGUGCAUCGGCCAGUUUCUACCCACGUGUGAUAUUGUUAAGGUUGAGGACCAGGUGACGGUAAUAACAGAUAGCCUUCGUCGCCCGUGUGUCGUGACAUUCGUGACGUCACUCGGGACUCGAGUCCGCUACAUGCACAAGAGCGGGGAAUCCCUGAACCUUGACGCUGGUCUUCUGCGGUGCUGCCCCGACCCCCAAUAUCGGGUGUUGCCAACAAGCGAUGACAGUGGGCUUAUAGAAUUUUUGGAGGACCAUGAAACUUUGUAUUCCAUGAUAUCCAGCGUGUGUAACUUAGAUGAAAUAUCCGCCUCUGUCCAGAGGCCGUCGGAUGACGAAUUAAUAAUGACACCAUCACCGCACACGUUCAAACAGCUCCGGGAGAAAGUGCCAGUCGAUGGAUUAAGAAAGGCCAUGGAGAGGAACAGCUCCUGCGUCGAGGACUUUUUGAUGAAGAAGACGAACUUCCAGAACAGCUUGGCGACCACCGCCAUCUUUAACUGGAUAUUAGGUCUAGGCGAUCGUCACCUGCAAAAUUUCCUAUACUCAGUGCGUAGUGGAGGUUUAGUUAGUGUCGACUGUGGCGCCGCCUUUAGUUUUGUCAGCGAACUCCCGCCCGCGAGACUCACUGCUUGCCUGUUGGCUGCCACUAAUAUACAGGUUUUAGAAAGUCGCCUGCAGACGUGUUUAGCCGAGUACAGACAGAAUGCCUAUAUGUUCUGCAACUUUCUGAGGGUGACUUUCGAUUGGGACAGGCCGGAGAUUGAAGACAAGCUCCCACACAUACAAGCCUUGAUAUCCGGGCGUUGUCUGUCCCACCACGUGACGCGGGACCUCGUACAGAAAUCGAACAGGAAAUACAAAGUGUCAUAUAUGAAAUUAUUCGACGAAGUUUUCGCUGAGUUUGAACAAAAAGCUGAUUACAGUAUAGUGGAGCAGAUAUCAUGUUUCCUGGUCCAUUGCACGAGUCCUCGGAUCCUGCAGGUCACGAGGUCUGGGUGGACGCCGUGGGUGUGAAGAGUACAGACAUAUCUGCACAUCUCUAUACAUCGUAGACAGAGAAAAGUGUAGACUUCUAAACAAAUAUAUUUGUUAGACAAAUUAAAAAACCCCCGACUUUUAAUAUUCAUUUCGCUACAUUGAACUAUUGAACGGCUGAAUCGAUUUUGAUCAAACAUAUCCAAGAACCACCGCAUAAAAAUUUGCUAUCGAAUAAAAACAACCGCAUCAAAAUCGGUUCAUCCGUUGAUGAGCUACGGUGCCACGUACACAGGCAGACAAACACACUUAGCGGUGAAACACAUUAUAUCUUUUUGCGACGGGGGUUAAAAAACAAAUCGGCCCAAGAUCCCAUUUGUAUGAGACGCGCAUGGGAGCGUUUUUAUAUAAUUUGUCGACGCUAACUCGUCUUUAUAAGCUUUCUUUGAUGUAUAAUGUCACGGUAAGUUUGAUUAAUUGAAAAUUAUUAACAGUUUUACUACAUUAUUAAUAAUAACCACGUGAUUCGGUAAAUAUUAAUAAUCAAUUGAAAUUAAUUUUAUUAUUUAUUAUUAAUAAUUCGCUACGCAAACGUAGCCAGACCCAAGGUUUUUGCACAACAGGUUAAAAAUUCAGUCA